This is a messenger RNA of Necator americanus (New World hookworm), 870 nucleotides long. RefSeq lists its product as uncharacterized. Lineage: Eukaryota; Metazoa; Nematoda; Chromadorea; Rhabditida; Ancylostomatidae. The record is from RefSeq and is a predicted model, not a curated record. Gene Ontology annotation, molecular function: structural constituent of cuticle. Bases 1 to 870 code for a protein of 289 amino acids. The transcript has 5 exons.
AUGACAGUGUUAGCAGCCAGCGCUACGAUGGGUUCCGCUCGCUUGGCUGCUUAUGUCGCCAUCGUUCUGUCGUCCGUAUGCGUGAUGGCCACCAUAUUCUAUUUACCGGCUUUUAUGGCGAAAAUCCGGGAGAUCCAGCAUCGACUGGCGAGGAAUGUGGACGAGUUCAAUGUCAUGCAGGCCGAAAUAUGGGGCGAUCUGCAACUGGCACGCAAUGAACCGUACUUACGAAGAAUGGCGAAGCGUGAAAUCGACGAAGAAUGCGUGUGCGUCUAUGAAAACUAUUGCCCACCUGGUGAAAAGGGGCGGCCAGGCAUAAGCGGAAUAGAUGGCGUUCCUGGAAUGCCUGGUGAGCCUGGCGAACCGGGUGCACCUGGAACUGUACCCAUUAUGCAAAUAAGUCCGGAUGGUUGCCGUCUUUGUCCGCCAGGACCGCAGGGACCUCCUGGUUAUAUUGGUCUUCCGGGACCUCAGGGAGUUCCCGGCGCUCCUGGGGUGCCAGGCAAUGAUGGUCGUCCGGGAAGUGAUGGAGCGCCUGGCCCACAAGGGCCUAUGGGUCAACCCGGAGAACCCGGAGAUGAAGGCGACGAAGGACCACCUGGAAGUGAUGGGAUUCGAGGAGAGAAAGGACCUACUGGACCGCGUGGUCUUCAGGGCAUGGUUGGAGCACGAGGUUAUCCAGGGAACACCGGACCACCCGGUAAUCCCGGACCCAGCGGACCUGCUGGAGAACCUGGUAUCGAAGGGAAACCUGGGAUGCCUGGAUUCCGCGGCGGUGCUGGAAAUUACGGGGAACAAGGAUUGCCCGGCGAGGAUGCUGGCUAUUGUCAUUGUCCUGCCAGAAGCGCAGUCAUGAAAGAAAAAGCGUGA